GAAGACCCACCCGGCUUCGCAAUAAAAGACUUUUCUUCCUUCCCGCCAAAACUCCGCCCAGCCAUCGCCGACAAGGUAGCCAAACUCGAAAAGAAAAUCUUCCCCGCUAUAGAGCAUUUCAACUACGACGUCGAGCUGAAGAAAAAGAACACGGGCUUGCUCCUGGUGUUCAAGGAAGACGAUGAAGAAAGAUUGGUCGCUUAUCUC
Molecule: messenger RNA, 207 nt
Organism: Bipolaris sorokiniana ND90Pr
Lineage: Eukaryota; Fungi; Ascomycota; Dothideomycetes; Pleosporales; Pleosporaceae
Exons: 1
Source: RefSeq, a predicted model, not a curated record